AUGACCGGCUUCAAGAUUCUUGUGACGGGUGCGACUGGGUAUAUUGGAGGCACCAUACUAUCCGAUCUAGUCAAUUCCCAAAACAACUCCUUACGAAAGUCCAGCAUCUCAGGUCUGGUCCGAGGAGAGGCAAAAGCUAAAGUACUUUCCGAGAAAGGAGUAAAUGUCGAGCUUUUCAGUGAUCUCGAUGCGAGUGACGAGAUCGAAAAGAUAGCGGGCGGUUAUGACAUGGUCAUCCAUACAGCCUCUGGCUAUCAUGAAGGAUCCGCAAAAGCUCUGAUAUUGGGGCUAGCAGAAAGGAAGAAGAGCACGGGGAAGGAUGUGUACUAUAUCCACACAUCGGGCACAUCCAACUUGGGCGAUCAGCCAAUCACCGGCAAAUACACCGAAACCCGUGUCUUCUCCGACAAAGAAGACAUCUAUUCCUACGAAAAGAUGCGCAACGAGAAACAGCCAUACGGUCAGCGACAGACUGACCUCACGGUAAUUGGGACUGGCUUGAAAGUGGGCGUUAAGACUUACAUCAUCAUGUCUCCCCUGAUCUAUGGCAUUGGCACAGGCCAUUUCCAUCAGCAGUCGAUUCAAGUACCAGCCAUGAUUCAAGCGGCGCUCAAGACGCAGCAGGCCGAAGUAGUCGGUUCGGGUAAGGCGAGCUGGGACCAUGUGCAUGUUGGCGAUUUGGCGAACUUAUAUGAAAUUGUCGUGCAAAAGCUUCUCGCUGGGGAGGAUCUGCCCAAUGGCGAGAAGGGGAUCUACUUCUCGGCCAACGGUCACCACACUUGGCUCGAGCUGUCUCAGGGGCUGGCUGAUGCGCUGUUCACGCUUGGUAUAAGCAAGACGGAAGAAGUGAAAAGUAUCAAUCUAGAAGAAGCAGCAGAGAGAUGGGCCGGCGGAGAUACUCUGCUUGCAGAACUGGGUUUUGCAUCGAAUUCACGGACAGAGUCAGAGCUUAGUCGAAGUCUGGGUUGGAAGCCCCGUAAGAGCGACCGGGACUUCAAGAACCAUUUCCAGACUGAAGUGGAAAAUAUGAUGGAAGAAAGGGAGAAGAACAAGUAG
This is a messenger RNA of Letharia lupina, 1056 nucleotides long. RefSeq lists its product as uncharacterized. The coding region runs from base 1 to 1056 and encodes 351 amino acids. The record is from RefSeq and is a predicted model, not a curated record. NCBI's taxonomy places the organism in Eukaryota, Fungi, Ascomycota, Lecanoromycetes, Lecanorales, Parmeliaceae. The transcript is spliced from 5 exons.